GUUAUAAGUAUGAAAGGAACUGAGCGCACGUUUUUUUCAUGACAACAUCACAAACAUGGGUGAGGUGCGAGCGUGUCUUUAUUUUUCUGUGAUUCUCCUGUGCUUCCAAAUUUCUGUAUCCAAGCCCUUCUUCGGCACCAGAUUUUGGUGUGAAGUUUUCUGCGAAGACGACGAUGUCUCAGCUUCAACCACCACCACGGUCAGUUCCGGAGACUACUUGGAUGAUUUCUGUGCCGACUGUCCUCCAACUCGACGACCCAGACCUCCGACUACAAGGAUGCCACCAAUGCCUGCUAAUGUAUGGAUGCCAGGUGCUCCAGGAAUGCCGCCAGGUGGUCCAGGAAAUCAGGGACCUGUUAAUUAUUUCGUGAUUCCUCCUCAAAGCGGCGCAAACUUCAGCAUGGCGCCUAAUGGAGGCAACGGUUGGUGGAACAUGGUCUUUUCGCCUUACAACCCUGCAGGUCCUGCAGGGCCUCCUAGCGCUACUCCAGCCCCGGCCCCAGCAGCAACGACAGCGGCAGCAGGAGCUACUCCCGAGGCCACCACUGCUGCGGCUACUACUGCCGCCCCAGCUGCCAGAAAGUGAUUUAAACUAAUUGAGAUUGUGCCUUUCUUAGCUCAUAAGAUUUGCUUCAGUCAUUACGAUGAUUGAAGAUUAUUCGUUGUUUGUUAUCAUUGAAGUUUUGAGUUUUUCUGUGUUGUUGGGGAUGUGAAAUUGUUUUGAUAAAACUAAUACAGCAAUACCAAAGUAGCAGAAAUUAAACAAAAUGAACAAAUAUUUUACAAGACUCACGUGAUCGUGUCGUGUGAUGACUCUAAAAUAUAAUUGGUAAUUAUUAAUCCGUAAUAGGCUUGCUAUUAUAGCUUUAGUUAAAUUCAACUAUUAUGCAUCAUAAUAGCAAGUUGCUUAAACUUUAUCGAUGAUUUCACAGCUCCUUACAGAACUCUCAAAAAUUCAUAAAAUUUUCGAAUCGGGGUGAUGAUGUUACCAUAGAAUAAUUUAUGUUUGUUAAAGUAGAUAUUAUAAAUUUAGCAUGUAGUUGUAACAGUAUUUUCAAAUUUUAAGUAAAAAACCUAAAAAUAUUUUUAUUUUGUGCUUGCUCGAGACAUUUUGUGUACAACAUUUUAUUUGUCCUUCCUUGAUGAUACCGAUUCCAGAUAAAAGUUAGUAUAAGAAAUCUUUCACAAAAUUAGAGAUAACAAAUCUGUACAUUUUUUUUUUCAAUUAAAUAAAGUACUUAUUGAAAUUA
Messenger RNA from Helicoverpa zea (corn earworm), 1250 nucleotides. Its product is annotated as vegetative cell wall protein gp1-like. The record is from RefSeq and is a predicted model, not a curated record. NCBI's taxonomy places the organism in Eukaryota, Metazoa, Arthropoda, Insecta, Lepidoptera, Noctuidae. The transcript is spliced from 3 exons. Bases 56 to 586 code for a protein of 176 amino acids.